Messenger RNA from Didymodactylos carnosus, 4537 nucleotides. The record is from the annotation of a GenBank genome assembly. Lineage: Eukaryota; Metazoa; Rotifera; Eurotatoria; Philodinida; Philodinidae.
GAGGGGGAGUACUCUUAAUAUAACCUCAUAUAUUUCUGAAGUCAAAAAAACACAUACAUGAACAGUAGUUGUCUGGCAUGAGAACGUCAUACGAUGCCAGUUCGUUUUCUUGCUAAAGGCUAACCGCUUCAGAGUAAUUCGUGACGCCGACAUAUUCAUUUCGGCAACAACAUCAUCCUGUAGGCAUCUUUCGAACCGAGAGCUCAGAAACAGACACAAAGGACAAUAUCAGAAAACAUCACUGAAUGUGUUUGUCUCGUGACUUCUCUGAAGUUCCAGUGUAAACAAUCAAGAAUUCAACAGUUAGCAAAAUGUAAGACAACUGAAAGCAAUCGCUAAGCUAAAAUUUCUCCUUGAUAUGCCAAUCACGUUGUUUAUUAUUUAUAAAGGUAAAAGAAAAACAGAUUCAUCGGAAAUAUUAUUAGCGAUGAGAGUGCGUUAAAUGAAUGAUCGGAGCUCAGUAUUUCAAAUAACGAUUAUUUCUUAUGUAUAUUCAUGGAUGAGUGAACUGCUCUCUCUCUUAGUUAUUUACAUCGGCAGUAUUGCAUUGCAGCUCGCUUGUAUUAUUUGAUAAGAAAUCAGUAAGUAAUGAUCUGCAUUUCACUUAUAUUUGUGUGUAUAUGUAUGGUACUGGGUAUACCGAAAAAUGUAUAAAAGAAAAAUAUUAAACGACUAAUAUUAAAAGUCAAUUAAAUAUUUUUCAAUCUUAUUUAAGUAUUCUUCUAUCUAAACUAAUAAAUAUUUUUCUUGUUGUUAGACAGGAAAAUAUUAAAGUUUUUCGCCUAGAGUUGAAAAAUAUCAAAUUGUUUUAUUCAGAUUUCAUUAACGAGAUUACGCAAAAAAUGGUUACUAAUUGUUACAUAAAAAAGACCGUGGCUGUAUGGUACACGAACAAAAUGAUUCCAAUCACCUUUCAUGUCUAAAUUCGUUACAAUAAUCAGUUGCUUAUUUCUGACAUGCUUUUCCGCUAUCUCAAAUAUAACAUAACAUCACGUUGGCUUACAGCCCACUUUAAACUCACUUUGUGAGCCAAUAGGUAAACGUAUGAAUAUUCUGGGCUCCCUGUUUCGAUAUCGAUGAAACAGAUAUCGACUUUCGACUGAUUGUUUUUUUUGCCAAGGUUUGUCAUUAUUUCAUACGGUGUUGUACUUUUUUUUGCUCGUGUCUACAACGAGUCUAUAAUUUCUAUAUUGAUUACGGUAAAGGUUCUUUCCUCACGGGAGAAAAAACUCUCUUGUUUCGAUUAUUUCUAUUUUGGAAAACGUUUUCUUCAUACUGUUGUGACUCCAUUGAUACGGAGAGCGUUAGAGAACGGCUUACUCUAUCAGAUACGUCGAGCAGGAUACAGGCGCUUACAUGAGCCAACGUGCCAAAAAACAACGUAACAUAUCAAAAUACUUGCGGUGCUACAUUCAUGUGUUUCACUUGUGUUUGACGCUAUUGAAAACGUUCUUUCCUCAUUAUUGUUCUUCUUCUAUCGAUCAUUUCGGCAGUAAUUUUCUCUACUACAUCAAUGCGUGGCAAGAAUUUUAUUUACUAUACAGAGAAUUUACUGAUUUACAGAUAAAAUACAGUGUUUUCUGACAUUCUGAUGUAGAUUGGAUGGAUUUUGCCUGAGUUAUGAGUUUUUUAAUUUUUGAUAAAAAUAAUCAAAAAUGGGUUAUUUGACACCUAUACUAUCAUAUUUAAUGUCUUUAUGUCCAUACAGUUGUCGGAGUAGAAAAAAGUAGAUGAUGACAAUAAUGUUGAGGUUCAUUGCUUGACAAUAGGAGGCGAUUCAGCGGAUUUGGAGUCUUCCGUCGGGUCAUCUAGUUUUAAGUCGACUUUGAAAUUAAAAAUGAAACUAAUCGAUUCAGUACAAAUCAAAGAGACGCAACGACUAUGGAUAAUUUCUGCACGUGAUAGUAUUGCUGAAAUAACUAUCAACAAAAGUCCCACCAAAGACAUGGCAUUUCUUCCUAUUAAGACUGAAACUUGGUAUCCUGUUGUAAAGUACGCGUUUCCUUUUACAGUACAUACAUUUUUUAUAUUACAGCAUGUCCAUGAAUAAGUCCACUUUUUGAUCAGUCCGUUACGUUUUGGAAUACUUAUGGCUUUACAACAAAAGAAUGUAAACGUCUGAGCAAUGUCUUACUUUGUAGAGUAAACUGUCUUCUAUGAUAUGACAAUUAAAUGAACUCUUAGACGCCACUAUAAAUAGAGAUAAAUUACCAAAAAUCAGGUAAAAAGUGCCUUUUGGGUUACUCACUUACUGAGGUAUAACUUUUGAAAUAAAUGUUCAUGCGAGUUCGUUUGACUGUCUUGUCAAAGCAGACAGUUUACUCUGCAAAGAAGGACAUUGCCCAGUCUAUUACGAUAUUUCGUUGCGGAGCUAUAAUUAUUACAAAACAUAACGGACUGACUUUGUCUGGCUGGCUUACGUGGGCAAGCCCAUUACAGUAUCAAAAUUCUCAAAACAUUGUAAGCUUGUUUAUUCUUUUUAGCUUGUUUAUUGUUUUAGAAUUAGAAUGCAUAAAACAUUUAAAAAUAUACAUGAACUGACUUGCCCAGCUCUCGCUUGCUUCCAGUGUUGUGACUUCUCCGCUUAAACUAUUACUUUUUGAAACUUUUAUCAUGGUAAAAAUGAUUCAUCAUUCAGUUCUAUACACAAAACACAUUGAACAUUUCUUUAUAUAUUAUAAUAAUAAAACAAUAUGGACGAAACACGGGAACGCUUCAAUAGCGAUUACUUUCAAACCAAAACACAUUUCAAGUUCAACAAUUUCAGUUCCUUCUAUAAAAAAGGAGAAAAUAGCCGUUCUGUAGUUCUCAAAAAGCUCUUUCAGGUGCUGUAUUUAAGACUCUUGAGACAUGUUGACGUUAAUGGUUUUGAAUCUCAAUACAAUGAAGAUUAGUUUCAUUUUUAAUUUUCAAAGUCGACUUAAAACUGGAUGACCCUCGACGGAAGACUCCAAAUCUGCUGAAUCGCCGCCUAUUGUCAAGCAAUGAACCUCAACAUUAUUGCCAUCAUCUCAGGAAACACUGUAUUUUAUCUGUAAUUCAAUCAAUUCUGAGUAAAGCUCAAUAAAUGUUCAUAAAACGAAUUGAAGAAACUUUGGUUUCCAGAAACCUUCGGAACUAAGAGAGUAUUUUUAUCGAGUUUACGUACAGAAUCAGAAUCAACGGAUAUAAUAGAGCGUUUUCUGACAUUCUGAAGGAGAUUGAAUGAAUGUUAACUGAACUAUGAAUUGUCUAAUUUUUGAUGAAAAUAAUCAAAAAUGGGUUAUUUCACAUAGUACAGGUUUUCACUUUGGUGUUGCAUUUUGUUCUGAAAACGAACAUUGCCGCGAGAUUCAACAUUGUUGAUAACCUAUGUUUGGAUAUACUUUUAAGAUACUCAUGGCUAAGGAUCGGCCGAUAGGUAGGUCUUCGGAGAACCGCUGCAGUUUCUGAAUCCUGGUAGAUGGAGGUCUAGGACUUGUGCCGAUGUAAAGAGAAGAUGUUGCGCUAUAUUUGAGACGUUUUAAAGUACAGGUCAUUAUGAUUUUUUUUGGGAUGGAGAUGCCUCAGUUUCUCUCUUUCUCUUCAAAAGUUAUUCAAAAAACAUCAAAGGGCACUAUAUUUUAAAAUGGAUAGUAACUAGUUUUUUUCUCUCGGAACAUAUAGCUUCCUCUUGCAUUUCAUCGUAACUACCAAGAAAUUGUGAGCUUUAAAAGUAAGGUGCAGGCAAUGCGAAUUUCCAGUAAACAAAUUUUUUUUCGAGUUAUUUUACAUCAUUUGAUAGAGCUUCAGCUGCUGAUCACGAAAAACUACUUUUUAGCUUUAGCAAAUACUUCCUUCCAAUCAAAAAAUACGAAAUACUCAAAAGGUGUCGUUUUUCGAGAAAAACACAUCUUUUUUUUGAAUUUUAAAGACAAAUUUUCCGUCUUUAAAAUUCAAUUCUUCAUCAUCAAUAUCCAUUCGAUAUUCAUCAUCAGAUGAAUAUCGAAUGGAAAGACAAACUUUUGAUAACCGACAUUGGGGAUCUUGCUGAAAUGUGCAAGUCGAAAUGUGACACGACAAAAUCUUAGCACUUUGCUUUAUAUGUCGUUACGUUUCUUCAACAUUAAAUGGGAAGAUGUCGAUGAGUAUUUGAACAGCAUUGGUGACCGCGAAAACUUGUCAUAAAUGGGCAACAGUGUUUAUCAAAGGAGAUUAUGAAGAGUUUUCAAAUGAUUUACGUGGUGGUAAACAAAUUGAUUCAUUUUAUGAUACGUUUCCCGAGAUUGAAGCAGAUGCGAAAGCAUUUGUCGUUGAAGCAUGUUCAACAAAAGCAUUUGUUCGUUCAUGUACAGAUCCAAGUUUUGAAAAAAUGAUAAAAUUAAUAUCGGAUGUUUGUAUACAUUUUGCCGAACGGAAAAUUGCAUUAGAAUUAUUCCGGUGUUUUUGGCGUUCAAUCGAAGCAUAUUCCCAAGGUCAAACAUAUGCUGAUGUAUUAAAACUGCUUUUCAGUCAACUCUGCAAUACAACAGUUCAAUCGCAUCGUAGAAUAUCAAAUAAAACCAUAAACAAAUCUUAA